GCCCAGCUGAGCGAGCAGCUGUUCAAUGGAAAACAGCUGAGCGCAACUUUGCCAAGCAACGUGUGUUUUUUGCAAAAAAUUAAAAAUUGAAAUUUUGGCAAUCCGACAGAUAUCAGAUACUAGUAGGUCUAGAAAGAAAUGGGUGAUGUUACAGGUCUGAGCAAUGCAGAAGCCGACGAGCUAUGCAAAAAACCGGAUGCUGAAACCAAGGACUUUCUGUUCCAACAAACCAUGUACCGCAUCAAGGAUCCUCGCAAAUCGCUGCCUUUCUAUACGGGUGUUUUGGGCAUGACCCUGCUGGUGAAAUUGGACUUUCCAGAGGCAAAGUUUUCCCUAUACUUCAUGGGCUAUGAAAACCCUGCCGAUAUACCCAAAGAUCCCAAAGAGCGACGAAGCUGGGCAAUGAGUCGCAAGGCCACCAUUGAAUUGACGCACAACUGGGGCACUGAAUACGAUCCAGAUCAAAGCUAUCACACGGGCAAUAGCGAACCUCGCGGCUAUGGCCACAUCGGACUGUUGGUACCAGAUGUCUAUGCUGCCUGCAAACGGUUCCAGGAGCAGGGCGUGGAGUUCGUCAAGAAGCCCGACGAUGGCCGCAUGAAGGGCCUGGCUUUCAUCAAAGACCCGGAUGGCUACUGGAUUGAGAUUUUCAAUGCCAACACCGUUCCGAACUGCCUAUUGGCCGAGUUGUACGAGAGGCGCCAGCAGCUGAUCUACCCCAUGCGGAUGCCCAACAGCUCUAGACGAGGACACAACAUCGAGAAGCCAAAGAAACCUGUUAAGGUCCAGCUGAUCAAUCUCAAGACAUAUUUAUAUUUGAAUCUAAAUUUGAAUAAAAUCCAACAAAUCGAAAGCGCAUCUUUCAGAAUGAAAUCGGCGACUUCGAAAGUGGUAACCGCCUCGGAUGUGUCGGUUGUCGUGAUGGCCAUCGUAGCGGGCGUUUACUGUGGCGUCUUUGGCUUGCGUGCCACACAGGAGCUGAACACACGACUAGAAAGGGUAAAGCCAACCGCAGAAUGGCCAAAGAAGUGUCCAGAACUCUUUCCAAUUCACUUGCAGAUCGACAGCACGCUCAGUCCAUACAACAAUUUCAAGAGGGAUCGCUGGCGUGCCUACGGAAUGGCCAGCAUUUCGCUUGUGGUCAUUGGCAUACUCCUCGGCCUCGAUGUGCAGACGUGGGUGCGCAUGGCGCAGAAGAUGAACAUCAACAAAUCUGAUACUGAGCUCAACAUACAGUGGUACAUACCCUUCUACAGCCUCUAUUUCAUAUUGACCGGACUGCACAUCAAUUUCGCGAACACAGCUUACGGGCUGGGCAGACGCUAUGGACGUCUCAAUCUGAUGCUGAGAACAAGUUAUCUGGGUGAAAACAACUAUCCCAAUACAACCAAUCUGGUAAAGGUGAGUGCUGUUAAGUCGAUUAGCUUCAAGCCGAUGAUGCCCAUGGCCUUGCACGCCAGCUUAACCAAGUUGAAUCCCGAGUCGUUACCUAAUGAAUCUAUGGCUAAAAGCAAGAGUCAACUUAUCACAUCCAUGGCCGAUAAUCACGAGUCGUUAGGCAAAUGCGUACGUUUGCUCUCCAGCUCCUAUGGAAUGGCCGUGCUUUUCAUACUUGUCUCCUGUUUGCUUCACUUGGUUGCAACUGCGUAUUUUCUUUUCUUGGAAAUGUUCAAUAAACAGGAUAACGCCUAUGUUUGGGUGCAAAUGCUAUGGAUCAUCUUUCACUUUUUGCGCCUGCUAAUGGUCGUGGAGCCUUGUCACCUAGCAGCCCGCGAGUCACGCAAAACCAUUCAAAUUGUCUGCGAAAUUGAGCGCAAAGUCUAUGAGCCCAUUUUGGCCGCAGAGACAAAAAAGUUUUGGCAGCAGUUGCUCGUCGUCGAUGCCGAAUUCUCUGCCAGCGGACUGUGCCGGGUAAAUCGCACCAUCCUGACAUCGUUUGCCUCAGCUAUAGCUACUUAUUUGGUCAUACUAUUUCAAUUUCAAAAGACGAACGGUUGAAGCUUGCCGAGAUUAUUCGAUUGAGCGUGUAUUAUUAGGUAUACAAAAGGUUGCUUUUAUUAACACUAAACGGAAUUCUUAGC
Drosophila montana is the source of this 2081-nucleotide messenger RNA. RefSeq names its product gustatory receptor for sugar taste 43a-like. Gene Ontology annotation, cellular component: membrane. Gene Ontology annotation, biological process: sensory perception of taste. Gene Ontology annotation, molecular function: metal ion binding; lactoylglutathione lyase activity. The coding region runs from base 139 to 1998 and encodes 619 amino acids. The transcript is spliced from 12 exons. The record is from RefSeq and is a predicted model, not a curated record. NCBI's taxonomy places the organism in Eukaryota, Metazoa, Arthropoda, Insecta, Diptera, Drosophilidae.